Messenger RNA from Culicoides brevitarsis, 1138 nucleotides. RefSeq names its product oocyte zinc finger protein XlCOF26-like. Lineage: Eukaryota; Metazoa; Arthropoda; Insecta; Diptera; Ceratopogonidae. Gene Ontology annotation, biological process: regulation of transcription by RNA polymerase II. Gene Ontology annotation, molecular function: zinc ion binding; DNA-binding transcription factor activity, RNA polymerase II-specific; RNA polymerase II transcription regulatory region sequence-specific DNA binding. Gene Ontology annotation, cellular component: nucleus. Bases 32 to 1093 code for a protein of 353 amino acids. The record is from RefSeq and is a predicted model, not a curated record. The transcript is spliced from 2 exons.
UUCGUGAGUCGUGGAAAAUCCCCUAAAAAGGAUGGAAAACUGUCGUGUCUGUCUCCGGGAAUCAACUUCACACGAAUCCUUCACAUCCGACACCCGUGAAAAGUUUUUCCAAGUCACCAGCGUGUACAUUGACGAGUCUGAAGACGAUUUUAUCUGUCGCGAUUGUCUGGAUCGUCUCUCUGUGGCUUACGAAUUUCGUCUGGAAGCAAUAAAUGCCGAUUCUUGGUUCCGUAAAAGACUUGCAACUAAAGAAUUUACUGUUCAGCAACCAGAAAAUGUCGAAAAAAGACAAAACCCACCAAAGAACAAAAGAAAAUGCAUCGAAUCGCCCACGUCAUUUUUCGUCUGUGAUAAAUGCGGCACCAAAUUUAGUACAAAAAGGGAAAUUAAACGACACAUGCGACAAAAACACAUCCAAAAACAGCUGAAAUGUCCCGAAAUCAACUGCGGCAAGGAGUUUAGUGUCUUCAAAGUCUACCAAAAUCACGUAAAUAAGCAUCUGGCACCGGAAAAUCAGACAAAAUGGAUUUGCGAAUAUUGUGCCAAAUGCUUCAACUCGAAAUACAAGUUGACUCUGCACUCGAGAAGUCACACAAAUGUUCGCCCGUACAAAUGCACACAGUGCCCGGCUAGUUUUAAGCAACAAACAGACCUCAAUACUCACGUAAAAUCACUUCAUUCGGAUGACAGACCCUUCGAAUGCAAGGAUUGCGGCAUGUCCUUCAAGAUUCCCAACUCACUGCGAUCGCAUCGGAAGCGAAAACAUCAUCAGGAAAGCAUGUUGGAAUGCAGCGAGUGUCAUAAGCGAGUCAUGUGCAGCUCAGAAUUAAAAGAACAUAUGGCGAUUUACCACCGAGGCGAACGAAAUCAUGCGUGUAAAUUUUGCACAAAGACUUAUACGAAAGCUUAUCAUUUGCGGAGGCAUAUGCAAGACGCCCACCAAGAGCUGUAUGCGAAGUUGGUAGCGUCUGGUGAGCUGAGAACCGUCAAUCGUAGUGCAAGAAUUAAAGUUGAAGUUGUGGAAACGCCUCCACAAACGUCGAUUGAACAUGUAAUUGAAGCAAAUACGUUCGUUGUUAGUUAUUGCGAGUGAAUUUUGUACUUUUUUACUUAAAUAAAAUUAAUUUUUAAUACUCAA